Molecule: messenger RNA, 1652 nt
Organism: Oryza brachyantha (malo sina)
Lineage: Eukaryota; Viridiplantae; Streptophyta; Magnoliopsida; Poales; Poaceae
Product: 26S proteasome non-ATPase regulatory subunit 13 homolog B-like
Exons: 6
Coding region: 163-1320 (385 amino acids)
Biological process (GO): ubiquitin-dependent protein catabolic process
Cellular component (GO): proteasome regulatory particle, lid subcomplex; cytosol; nucleus
Molecular function (GO): structural molecule activity
Source: RefSeq, a predicted model, not a curated record
GUAAGAUUCGUCUAUUUCCUUCUUUCUUCUUCUUCUUCCUCAAGUUCUGUUCCCCUCUGUUCAACCCAGCGACAGUGAGAGGCAGCAGCGAUCUCACCAGCGCUUGGGCUGUAACACGCGGCUUUCCUCCUCCUCCCCUCCCCUCCCCUCGAUCCCUCCUCCAUGGCGCUGCAGUACGUGGAGGCGCAGCGCCAGGCCCGCCCCGACCUCGCGGACUCCUACGCGGACCUCGCCGACCUCUACCAGCGGAAGCUCUGGCACCAGCUCACCCUCAAGCUCGACCACUUCCUCCAACUCCCCGCCGCCCAGACCAGUGACACGAUCAUACAUCUCUACAGCAAUUUCAUCUCUGAUUUUGAGACAAAGAUCAAUCUUCUCAAACUUGCUCACUUUGCGGUCAUUGCAUCACGCCAGUACCCUGACAAGGAUGCUGCUAUUAGUUUUCUCGAGGGUGUGAUAGCAAAAUUGCGUGAGACAAGGGAACGGCGCAUCAAUGAACCCAUUCUCUACGUCAAGAUGCAGAUUGCUGCAAUUAACCUUGAGAAGGGAGAUCAAAAGGAGUGCAAGAAGCUUUUGGGCGAAGGAAAAUCCACUCUUGAUAGCAUGACUGAUGUUGAUCCCACAGUCCAUGCUAGCUUUUACUGGAUAUCAUCUCAGUACCAUAAGGCUCGCCAAGAAUUUGCUGAGUUCUAUAAGAAUGCCCUUCUUUAUCUGGCGUACACUACCGUGGAAUCACUAUCUGAGUCGUUCAAGCUGGAUUUGGCAUUUGAUCUCUCCCUUGCAGCUUUGCUUGGUGAUAACAUAUACAACUUUGGGGAACUAUUAGCUCACCCGAUUAUCAACAGUCUUAUUGGAACCAAGGUGGAGUGGGUCUAUCAUAUGUUGCAAUCAUUCAACACUGGCAACCUAGCUCUCUACCAAGAACUUUGCAGGGUCCACAAUUCUGCUCUUAGUGCCCAGCCAGCUUUGGUGCAGAAUGAACGAAAACUGCUAGAGAAGAUCAACAUUUUGUGUCUGAUGGAGAUAAUCUUUAGCCGACCAUCAGAAGACAGGACUAUCCCAUUAAGCGUUAUAGCUGAGCGCACUAAUCUUUCUAUCAGUGAUGUGGAAUAUCUUCUUAUGAAGAGCCUCUCGGUUCAUCUUAUAGAAGGGAUAAUCGAUGAGGUGGACAGCACAGUUCAUGUAUCAUGGGUCCAGCCUAGAGUACUUGGAAUUCCACAGGUGAAGGCCUUGCGCGAGCGGCUGGACGCAUGGGUUGGAAAAGUUCACACUACACUGUUGUCAGUUGAGGCGGAGACCCCUGAUCUUGUGGCUGCAUAACUUGUCGAUCACAUAUCAACCACUGUUAUCAGUUGGUGGUAUGAGCUUAGUCUGCAAGGCUGCGGUGCUUAAUGAGAGGUGAUCUAGCUGUGGUGCUUAUAGUUCUCUGGAGAAUGAAAACAUGUUUGCCUUGGACAUUUCCCCCUGUACUUUCCUUCUCUGUUAUCCUAUUGACGUUGAGGCCUGGAGCUUGAUGCGUUAUCACGGAAACGACACAAAAUGGAUCAAAAGUUUACCGACAAGGUGUCAUUGUAGCUUUUUCAGUCAAGUUUAGAAUGUAAUUCAGCGGAUAUUUUGCUUCUAUUGGACAUGGAUGCAGGAUGUGCUGAUUA